This is a messenger RNA of Hemibagrus wyckioides, 2438 nucleotides long. RefSeq names its product golgi-associated PDZ and coiled-coil motif containing (gene gopc). The coding region runs from base 269 to 1633 and encodes 454 amino acids. The record is from RefSeq and is a predicted model, not a curated record. Gene Ontology annotation, molecular function: transmembrane transporter binding. NCBI's taxonomy places the organism in Eukaryota, Metazoa, Chordata, Actinopteri, Siluriformes, Bagridae. The transcript has 9 exons. Gene Ontology annotation, cellular component: membrane; trans-Golgi network transport vesicle; Golgi apparatus. Gene Ontology annotation, biological process: negative regulation of protein localization to cell surface.
CGUGUGGCAGACCUGAGUAAUCGAUCCAGGCCGACCAUUCAGCUUCGAUUUCGAAUCUCUACAUCCUGAUGAGAACACGGAAAAGCUUGAAUAAACAAUUUAAUCAAACUGUUCAUUUCCGAUCAUCUGCGUAGUUCGGCUUGAGGUCCUACCGAGCAGCUAGAUCACGGUGAUCAGAAUAGGAAAAGACCUUUAAUAGAAGAGAAAAAUAAAUAAAUAAAUAAAUCGCCGUCUUGUUUUGUGUCGAAAGGCUCGGCUCGUUCGCCAAAUGUCCGCGUCCGCCGCCACCGGCGCUUCCCCCGCUGCCUCGCCGGGCUCGCGGCUCUCCACUCCGGCCACCGGCAUGUCUGUGUUCCGCUGGCUGGAGGUGCUGGAGAAGGAGUUUGAUAAGGCGUUCGUGGAUGUGGAUCUGCUGCUGGGGGAGAUCGACCCGGACCAGGCCGACAUCACGUACGAAGGCCGGCAGAAGAUGACGAGCCUAAGUUCGUGUUUUGCUCAGCUUUGUCAUAAAGCACAGACUGUGUUUCAGCUCAAUCAUAAACUAGAGGCUCAGCUGGUGGAUCUGAAGUCGGAGCUGACGGACGUUCAGGCAGAGAAGGUCGUGGUGGAGAAGGAGGUCCAUGAGCAGCUGCUCCAGCUUCACACUCUGCAACUGCAGCUCCACGCCAAAGCUGGCCAGACGGUGGACUCCAGCUCCAUUAAAGACAGAAUGCCUGUUGCCUCCGUGGAGGAGAUGGAGAAGGAACUGGAGGCCAGUAAGAAGGAGAAGGUGAAGGAGGUGAAGCUGGAAGCCGAGGUGAGGAUGCUGAAAAAAGAGAACGAGGCCCUCCGCAGGCACAUCGCAGUACUGCAGGCUGAGGUGUACGGCGCCAGACUGGCAGCCAAAUACCUGGACAAGGAGCUCGCUGGGAGGGUCCAGCAGAUUCAGUUAUUAGGUCGAGACAUGAAGGGUCCGGCUCAUGAUAAACUGUGGAACCAGCUGGAAGCUGAGAUUCAUCUUCACCGCCACAAAACGGUCAUCCGGGCCUGCAGAGGGCGCAAUGACCCAAAAAAGCCCUUACCGUCACCUGCAGGACAUGACCCGGAAUCUCUGAAGAAGACUCAGGGGGUCGGUCCAAUCCGCAAAGUGCUUCUGUCUAAAGAGGACCACGAGGGGCUUGGGAUCUCCAUCACAGGAGGUAAAGAGCACGGAGUUCCCAUCCUGAUCUCAGAAAUCCACCCGGCUCAGCCUGCGGAGCGAUGCGGCGGGCUGCAUGUCGGAGACGCCAUAUUAGCUGUCAACAACAUCAACCUGAGAGACGCCAAGCACAAGGAGGCGGUGACCAUCCUCUCCCAGCAGAGAGGCGAGAUUGAGUUCGAGGUGGUGUACGUGGCACCGGAGGUGGACUCGGAUGAUGAGAACGUGGAGUACGAGGACGAGAGCGGGCAUCGCUAUCGUCUCUACCUGGACGAACUGGAGGAGGGAACGGGAGGUAGCCAUGGCAACGGACCUGCUGAUUCUGCAUCACUGCAAGUCGUGGAGAAGCACCUGAUGGCGGACGGGGCCGAGAACGGAGACACCGGCAUCUCCAGCGAGAGUCCAUCCGAGGAGACGCCCUCCAAGACGGCCGAGUCUCCUCAGAACUUGUCUUGAAGAGCUGAGAGAGACGAGGGGCUCCGGUCCCCUCCCCCCUCCCCCACAGGGAGAAGGAGAGAGAGAGAAAUAAAGACUCUGGCCCUGUAUGAUAGCUGUAACAUAACAAGACGUGUGUUUUUGUACCAUAUGGAUAUGACACGGUUUCAGAGUCCACUGGAGGUCACACGGAGACACCGAGGAGAAACAGAGUGGACGGCUUGUUACAUGGACGAAGGCUGUAACUCAAGCAUGAUGUCUUCUGAAUUAACAUCUGCUGUGGUCAGGAACAUGGCUGACUGUGGUGUGUAUUUACAGAGACAGUUUUAAAAAGGUGGAAGAGAUGGGCUAUGAUGGGUGUUUUGGGCUUUUUUUGUUUUGUUUUAAAUUUAUAUCCUUUUGUGUGCAUUUACUGCUCCCCAGCAGGUGAAUUAGACCUGAGCUCUGACGCUGUACUGGGGUAUUAAUCAAAAAUCUCUUCUUUCUCAACUGUAAAUGAAUUGGAAGAUAUCGGAGAGAAACUUAUCAUUAUCAAGCGUAAGGGUAAAUAAAUAGUAAAAAUAUUCCUGACUGAUCAUCUCAGAUUUGCUCCAUACUUUCUGGAAAUGAUUCUAGCGUAUUUGCAUUGGCAUUUUGAGAUGUUGGGGCUUUAAAAGGGGGUGUGGCCUUGUAAAAAUGACCUUGUAAAUAGUCCAUAGAUUUUGAAUUAUUCGUGCUAAAUGCAUGACAUUUUAACUUCUCGUAUUUGCCAAAAUAAAUUGCAUAUUUGUCAAAUUUAUUAAUGCUGAAGGAAUAAAUAAAUAAAUAGAUAAAUAAAUAAAUAAAU